Messenger RNA from Alternaria incomplexa, 651 nucleotides. RefSeq lists its product as uncharacterized. The transcript has 2 exons. The record is from RefSeq and is a predicted model, not a curated record. NCBI's taxonomy places the organism in Eukaryota, Fungi, Ascomycota, Dothideomycetes, Pleosporales, Pleosporaceae. The coding region runs from base 1 to 651 and encodes 216 amino acids.
AUGGGCUUACUGAACUUGAUCAUUGAUACAAUCAUCAUCGCACUUCCGAUGCCGUAUCUGAUCCGCCUACGAACGUCAUGGCGUAAGAAGAUCGUUGCAAUUGUCUUGCUAGGGAUGGGGAUAAUGACCUGGGCCAUUACUAUUUAUCGCCAGAAGUGCUUGUGGGGGCUGAACUGGCGAAAGGUCAAUCGAUACUCGGAUAUGGCCAUCGCCAUGUUCCUAGGUGGCCUGGAGUGCGCAGUCAUUAUCGUUGUGGCUUGCAUACCGCUCAUGCGUCCUCUAUUUUCGAGAAGUCAGGCUCGCGGCCCACCCAACGUACAUCACCAUGGUGACAACCCCAACGCAGGGGCGCAUCUGGAGAAAGGGAACAAGAAGGCGCCAGCCAAGCUUCCUCGAUUGCUCGACCCGCCGUCCUGGUUCGACAAUGAGGAUGAUGUCGAUGCGCAGGUCGAGCUACAAGCAAAGAAGGAUGUGCAGAUGACGGAUGCGCAGUCUUCUAGUUCCUCUGACAUCUCGCGGGCCCCAGGCGCCACUAAAGAUACUGUCGUGGAUAGGAAGACAUGGGCAGCGCCAGCAUGCUGGCAGGCACCUGAGGAAUGUCGUAAGCAGAGUCCGCACGAGCCACCUAUUGUGCAUGCAGAUGCGCUUUGA